AGGUGCUCCAGACUUCUACAACCAUCAAUGGACGCUCUCUCCUACCUCUUUGUAUGUCAGCUAUAUUCCACCUUCAAAUCAAAUGCGUAUCACAUACUAUUGAAAUUCGUUGUCAAAGAAGGGGUAAAAGAAGGAGGAGAAAAUGACAAGUUAUCGAUGGAAGACACUCUUCGAAGAAGAAGAUCGACCGGAGAAGCCUAGGAGGUAUGGUGUCACUGAAAUGAGGGGACCUCAUCACUCUCUUUUCUCCCAAAAUCUCCUCCAGGAUGUUUUUGACUCUAUGGGGCAAUUUGUUGAUGGUCUCAAGUUUGCUGGAGGCUCUCAUAGUUUGAUACCUAAGAGUUACAUCAAAGAAAUGACUAACCUGGCACAUAAGCACAAUGUGUACGUUAGCACUGGGGACUGGGCUGAAUACCUACAGCGCGGAGGUCCUUCUGCUUUCAAAGACUAUAUUGAGGAAUGCAAAGAAUUGGGAUUUGACACCAUUGAGAUUGAUGCUGGCUCACUUGGAAUUCCUGAAGAGAUUCUUCUGAGAUAUGUGAGGCUUGUCAAAACGGGGGGCCUCAGAGCUAAGCCGCUGUUUGCUGUGAAGUUUAACAAGUCAGAUAUACCUAUGAGUGGUGACAGAGCAUAUGGAUCUUACACGGUCCCUGUGCAGCGAACAUCUGAGCUUGUUGAGGAUGUGAAUCUAUUGAUUAGGAGGGCAGAGAGAUGCCUUGAAGCUGGAGCAGACAUGAUAAUGAUUGAUGCUGAUGAUGUCUGUAGACAAGCAGAUUCUGUGAGGGCUGACAUUAUAGCAAAAGUCGUGAGCCGUUUGGGGCUAGAAAAAACCAUGUUUGAAGCAUCAAAUCCUAAGACGUCUGAGUGGUUUAUCAAACAAUAUGGUCCACAUGUAAAUCUUUUCGUGGAUCAUUCUCAAGUCAUGGAUCUGGAAUGUCUCCGCGGCUGUAACCUGGACAAGGAUCAUGUAUCUGUUCUUGUGUCAGAUUUGCUCUUGUCUUGGGCAGCUCUUGAUCGUUGUGUCCUGCAUUUUCCCAGUAGAAUUGAUGACUAGUGAGGUUGGUGGUGCUAACAUGGAGAUAAAACAAGGUCCGGAGCGAGUUUGACCCGCACGUACAAGAGUGCAACCCUACGUAAAAUUCUUCGAAAUCAAGUACGAUUUAUAUGUAUGUGUUUAUUAUAUUUGUCACAUACUCAAGAACUGUCAUUUUCUGUUAACAACUCACAUUAGAGAAAGCAUCUCUUUCAUAAAUUUAAUAAAUUAGGUGGCGAGUUUGGUCCCUCAUUUUCCAA
This is a messenger RNA of Salvia splendens (bonfire salvia), 1293 nucleotides long. RefSeq names its product protein HEAT-STRESS-ASSOCIATED 32. Bases 143 to 1054 code for a protein of 303 amino acids. The transcript is spliced from 6 exons. Lineage: Eukaryota; Viridiplantae; Streptophyta; Magnoliopsida; Lamiales; Lamiaceae. The record is from RefSeq and is a predicted model, not a curated record.